Molecule: messenger RNA, 1114 nt
Organism: Crotalus tigris (Tiger rattlesnake)
Lineage: Eukaryota; Metazoa; Chordata; Lepidosauria; Squamata; Viperidae
Gene: CRH
Product: corticotropin releasing hormone
Exons: 2
Coding region: 249-824 (191 amino acids)
Biological process (GO): negative regulation of epinephrine secretion; negative regulation of glucagon secretion; positive regulation of cortisol secretion
Cellular component (GO): extracellular region
Molecular function (GO): corticotropin-releasing hormone activity
Source: RefSeq, a predicted model, not a curated record
CAAACGAGCUGUCAAGGAAGCGUCAGCUUAUUAGGCGAGGGCUGCGUGAUUCCAGAACAGGGUCUAACCUAUAAAAAUCACACAGCCAGACUCUGAUUAGGACACCAGCGGAUCACCAGGACAGGCAGGAGACGUUAGGUACACAUCCCAAGAAGGAAAGAGAGAAAAAGUGGGCACCGACCACUGACUGACUCUACUUCUCCCAGACUACUCCACCGAUACCUCUUAAGAUCUGGCCGUCCUGAAUCAUGAAGAUCCAGCUGCUUGUCUCUACCGGGAUCUUAUUGGUUGCUCUCCAGCCCUGCCAUGAGUGCAGAACCCUCAGCAAGAGUGGCCCGGCCGCUCCCGCCGCCAGUAGCGCUCUGCAGCAGUUAGAUUUCCAAGAACAACCCCAAUCGCUUCCCAUAUUGCUCCGCAUGGGAGAAGAAUAUUUCCUGCGCUUGGGCAGCCUUCGCAAGAACCCCGCCGCCGCCGCUGCUGCCGCCGGCGGAUCCUUCUCCACCACUACCAGCACGAGCACCAGCAGCAGCCACCUAGCUACGUCCUCGUCAGCGGGCAACUUUUUCCGAGCCGUUGUCGAACAGCUGCAGCAGCUGCAGCACUUCCAGGAACGCUCGUUAGAAGGCGCCACCGACUCCUGGGGCGGCGAAGACGACGGCGCCCACCUAGAGGCCACGGAGAAGGAGAAACGAUCCGAAGAGCCGCCGAUCUCCUUGGAUCUGACUUUCCAUCUCCUCCGAGAAGUCUUGGAGAUGGCCCGAGCGGAGCAGUUGGCGCAGCAGGCUCACAGCAACAGGAAACUGAUGGAAAUCAUCGGGAAAUGAAGCGCUCUCCUUUGCCUGGCCCCGACCAAAGAGCUCCUCCAGUUAGCACACCCCGUAGACCUAGAUCUACUUACGCCGCUCCUUCGCGCCGUCCCCCUUCCCUCCUCGUUCUUUUCCUUCGAAAGCUUUCUCGAAGUAGCCUUGCAUAGCAUGUCCGGCGUCUUACCCAAGUGUCGUCGUUUGUAACUUCUUUUUCUUUUCUCAGCCGCCCUGUCCCAGGCAAGAUUCAGGCUAGGCCUUUCAGGGCGGGGUCCGUUGGUCUGGCCAUCGGAAGCAGGCGAAGGGCGAGA